Molecule: messenger RNA, 960 nt
Organism: Malassezia globosa CBS 7966
Lineage: Eukaryota; Fungi; Basidiomycota; Malasseziomycetes; Malasseziales; Malasseziaceae
Exons: 1
Coding region: 1-960 (319 amino acids)
Biological process (GO): clathrin-dependent endocytosis; intracellular protein transport
Cellular component (GO): clathrin coat of coated pit; clathrin coat of trans-Golgi network vesicle; plasma membrane
Molecular function (GO): clathrin heavy chain binding; structural molecule activity
Source: RefSeq, a predicted model, not a curated record
AUGUCGUUUGAUAUGGACGCAAACCACCAGACUACGGAUCCUACAUCGGACUUUUUGCAGCGGGAGAAGGAAGCAGCAGGCACUCUGCUGGGCGGUGAUGAAGCCCUGUUUGGGACAGAUGCUGCUGCCGCACAAGCAUCAGGUGUGCAAGGUACCGACGACUUUGAGCGACGUGCGCAAGAGUUUCCAGCGAUAGAUGACGACGCUCCAUUCACAGAUGUCAUGUCCAACAGGGAGAGCGCAUCAGUCGCGCCACGGAGAGAGAAGCAGCCUGCAUCGGAAGAGGACAGGUUCCGUGCAUCAUACCCGGAGCUCGAUGUGGGUCACGACGAUUUCCAUGACGACGCACAACAAGCAUGGGAAUCAUCAGCACCACGGCGCAUGGAGAGUGAUUUCAUGGAAGGACUUGGAUCAGCCACAGAGCCAGCGCGCGAGCCAGCGUCGGAAGCCGUGCCAGAGCGUGAGUCGGAGCUUGAGCAAGACAUGCAAACGCCGACGCACCAAGAAGCUAAAUCGCUCUUCGAGCCAGAGCGCGCGUCUGGCCCAACGCCUUUUGCCUACGAAGACAUUGACGAGGAGACUGAGGCUCUGCGCACUUGGCGCGAGCAGCAAGCCGAUGAUAUCGCACGUCGUGAGGCACAGGCGGAGCGGCACCGAGCUGAGGCCGUAUCGAAGGCCGAGCAGGACAUUGACCAAUUCUAUGCGAACUACAAUGCGCAGAAAGAAAAGAAUAUCAAGAAGAACAAGGAGGCAGAGGCACGCUUCCUCGAGCAAAAGCAGAUGGAGCUUGCAGAGGGCACGACGUGGACGCGGAUCACCAAGCUGCUGGACUUGCACAACAGCCAGUCAAAAACGAUCGCAAAGGGCGGGCCUGGCUCGAGUGACCUAACGCGCAUGAAGGAACUGUACUUGCGCUUGCGCCGUGAAGGCGAUAAGGCGCCAGGUGCCGCUGGAUACUAG